Molecule: messenger RNA, 1463 nt
Organism: Oncorhynchus keta (chum salmon)
Lineage: Eukaryota; Metazoa; Chordata; Actinopteri; Salmoniformes; Salmonidae
Product: cytochrome P450 3A27-like
Exons: 10
Molecular function (GO): steroid hydroxylase activity; oxidoreductase activity, acting on paired donors, with incorporation or reduction of molecular oxygen; heme binding
Source: RefSeq, a predicted model, not a curated record
GAUCUAUGAUGGGAGGCAGCCUGUUCUGUGUACCAUGGACAAAAGCAUGAUCAAGACCGUCCUGAUUAAAGAGUGUUACAACAUCUUCACCAACCGCAGAAACUUCCAUCUGAACGGGGAGCUGUUUGACGCGGUGUCCGUUGCCGAGGACGAUACAUGGAGACGGAUCCGCAGUGUCCUCUCACCUUCCUUUACCUCUGGACGACUGAAAGAGAUGUUUGGUAUCAUGAAGCAGCACUCUGCUAACCUGCUGAAUGGAAUGAAGAAGCAGGCAGAUAAAGACCAGACCAUCGAUGUGAAGGAGUUCUUUGGGCCCUACAGUAUGGACGUGGUCACCAGCACAGCUUUCAGUGUGGACAUUGACUCUCUGAACAACCCUUCAGACCCCUUCGUCUCCAACGUCAAGAAAAUGACCAAGUUUGACAUGUUCAACCCUCUGUUGCUCCUAUUCGUGUUGUUUCCCUUCACUGGUCCGAUCUUGGAGAAGAUGAAGUUUUCUUUCUUCCCGUCUGUGGUGACAGACUUCUUUUACGCCUCGCUGGCGAAGAUCAAAUCUGGACGUGACUCUGGGAACUCAACCAGUCGGGUGGAUUUCUUACAACUGAUGAUCGACUCUCAGAAAGGCAAUGACACGAAGACAGGAGGAGAACCGACUAAAGGACUGACUGAUCAUGAGAUCUUGUCUCAGGCCAUGAUCUUCAUCUUCGCCGGCUACGAGACCAGCAGCAGUACUAUGAGUUUCCUGGCCUAUAACCUGGCAACCAACCCCCAUGUCAUGACCAAACUGCAGGAGGAGAUAGAUACUGUGUUCCCCAACAAGGCUCCAAUCCAGUACGAAGCUCUGAUGCAGAUGGACUAUUUGGACUGCGUGUUGAACGAGUCUCUGAGACUGUACCCCAUCGCCCCGCGACUGGAGAGGGUCGCCAAGAAGACGGUGGAGAUUAACGGCAUCGUCAUCCCCAAAGACUGCAUUGUCCUGGUUCCCACGUGGACCCUCCACCGUGACCCAGAGAUCUGGUCUGACCCUGAGGAGUUCAAACCAGAGAGGUUCAGUAAGGAGAACAAGGAGUCUAUUGAUCCGUACACGUACAUGCCGUUUGGGGCGGGGCCCAGGAACUGUAUCGGGAUGCGCUUCGCCCUGAUCAUGAUCAAACUGGCCAUGGUCGAGAUCCUCCAGAGUUUCACUUUCUCCGUCUGCGACGAGACCGAGAUCCCUUUGGAGAUUGACAUCCAGGGUUUCCUGAUGCCAAAACGACCAAUCAAACUGAGGCUGGACCCCCAUAGCAACACCCCUAGCAACACCACCGCUACCACUCUGAAGGGUCCAAAAAUGUGACCGAAUGCAGGAGCCCCCCACCCUUCCCUAGAGCCCCCACCCUACUCUAGAGCCCCCCACCCUACUCUAGAGCCCCCCACCCUACCCUAGAGCACCCCACCCUACUCUAGAGCCCCCACCCUACCCU